Motacilla alba alba is the source of this 14246-nucleotide messenger RNA. It is a transcript of the gene FAM110B, whose product is annotated as family with sequence similarity 110 member B. Lineage: Eukaryota; Metazoa; Chordata; Aves; Passeriformes; Motacillidae. The coding region runs from base 11030 to 12142 and encodes 370 amino acids. The transcript has 3 exons. The record is from RefSeq and is a predicted model, not a curated record.
CAGCCUGGAUAUGCACAUAGUGUAGUCUUUCAUUAUUUUAUAGAUUGCAUGGCAGCAGCCUUUAAUUUUUGAAUGCUUUAAUUCUAGUGCAAGUACUGAAAUGACUCACCGGUUAUCUAAAGCAUCAGGUAACUAUACCGAUCUUUAGCUUUGUUCUAUCUUCUUAUCCUUGUUUCUAUCUUCAUUUUCUCAGUGGCAGGCUACAGUGAGUUUAAUUAAUGUUUAGGAAAACAAUAACCCAAAACAAUGUGGGAAGUGUUCCCAAGUGCUCUCACGAAUACAGCCUCUGCAGGCUUUCUCUUGGGAUGGUCAAGGCAUACGGAGGAUAGGUUCUCCAUCUCUUUUCACAGUACCUUCAAACACAACAUAACUUGACCCCAACCUGCCAACAGGCUGCAAUUCUCAGUUGGAAGUGAUACUAUUUUUAAGAAGAGAUGUCUUCUCUCUACCUGCAGUGGUACCUUCGUUUUGGUGGUUGAUCUUUGCCAAGGCAUUGAUCAGCUUAGCUACAUUCUCCCUCCAACAAGGAAUUGCUGUGUGCCACAGAGCAUGGUAUUUAACCACGGUGGGGGGGGGGGUCAGCCCUUCUAGCUAAUCCUAUCAAAGUGCUGAAUUGCAGGGGUUCAGACAAGAAAUCAAUACUCUUUUUCCAUCUGAUUGCCUCGAAGACUAUGUAAAUUAAAUCUGUCUGUCUGUAAAAAAAAGUUACGUCUACACUACAAGAAAUACAGUUGGCAAGUAUGAGCUGCUGCUUGUGCUGCUGGGAAGGAUCUUGCCUGGAUAAUUUUGUUUUCAAUGUAGUUAUUGGUAAGUUCCUCUGAGCUUUGUAAUAGUGAGAUGCAAAUAAUCUAUACAACAAUGACAAUUCUUCUGUUUUCCUCACAAGUUGUGUAUAUCUGCCUGCAGCAGGCUUUGCAAGUUGAUGAGGUGAGUGAAGAUAUAUUGCCACCUGGGAGGCAUCCUUUGUUUUCUAGAGUUCUCUGCCUAUUAAUACUUUUCAUGUGUAUUUUUGUUGCCUUUUUCUUCUUUGACACAUGCUUUUUUGAUUUCCUUUGGUUUUGUUGUGUUUAGGCUUUUUCUGACAUAACGUACUUCUCAAGUACAGACAAGCAUCUCCUUCACCACCAGCAGCUUCUACAGAUUUUAGAGUUUAUUUUUCUAAUAUAGGCCAGAUCACUCAUCCCCAGUUAGUUAGUUUUGUAUUUUUAUUUACUUGAGGAAGUUACCUGUAAGUUCUGCCAAACUUUAACUCAGACUCAGCUGCACUAAGGCUGGAGGAGUGUCAUGGGUUGGGAGACAUGAGAUGUUGUAACAUAUGAUACAAUUGGGAAGACUGUAACUAAAGUUUCUGGUUUAACUCCAAUUUUUUUCUAACACUAGUUUUGGGAAUUGAAAUAAUAAGUAUACAGAGACCCAAAAAAAUGAUGUGAAUACUGUAAAACAUGAUAGAUAAUUUUCAGACUUUUUCUUUAUGCACUCUUAGGUCUGAGAAAGUCAUUUUAAAUCCCAAGUUCUGAAUGAAUACAGACUUCUGGAAUAGUUUUUUGCUCCGAGAUAGAGUGUAGGAUUUUAAAAGUGAAACAGUACAUCUAAUUUGGUUGGUUUUUAGUCUCAUUUUAUUGAUGUGAUGCAAAACAAUACUAGAAGCUACUUUUACCUGAUGUAGUGUACUAGUUUACCACAAGAGUUUAUUAUAUAUGGAGUACCCCAAGAGAAAAUGAGCCUUCUAAAUUCUUCCAACAUCAGUAUGUCAAAGCUGUUUCAGUUUGUUUUAAAUGAAACAGAUAUGGAAUUAUAUAAAUGGGGGAGUUGUAUGUACUCUGAACAGCUUAAAUACUGUGAGAUAAAUGAGUAGAUUUUUGCUAGUUAGCUGUGCAGAUGCUGCAGCCUAUGUGCUGAACUGAUCAGCAUGAGAACUCAGUCCUGUGUGCGGGGCUAUCCACGUUGCUUCCACUUGGUCCUUCCAAAUAGGAAUAUUCAUAUCAGUGAGUGGGAUAUGGUGGAAUUGCCAGCAGCAGUCCAACUGUGUAUAGAAAUUAUGACAUUUUUCAAGUUCUGCCAUUUUUCAUAGUUAUGCAGUUUCUGUUAUAGAAUACAAUUAAUGCCUACAGUGAAGUUGGUGUUUAACAUUUAAGUAGCUCUGAUAUUUGCUAAUGUUUCAUUUUUCUAGCAGCCCUUUUACUGUGGUUAUGCUGCUUAUGUUUUGACUACAGACUACUGGAAUUUGCUUUGAAAAUAUCAGUGUCUGUUUUAUUUGAGGAUUACUUUUGGAGCAGCUUCUUCUAUAAAUCCUGAUUAAGGCAAGAAGAGACUUUCUUGGCUCAUGUCAGUAAAAACUGCAUUGUUGUAGAACAUGCAGGAGAUAAAUAUUUGAGACUGACUGAAAUGUCUAAUUCUGACUUCACUUAGUUUUGAAUGCUCACCUUUUGAUCUUAUCUUCCCCUGUUUGUGCCUACUUUCUGCAGGGACAAAGAAGGUUCCUGUUAUGCUAUUAAGGUUAUGUUGUAUGGGAUUACUGAUUGCCCAUCCUACCUCUGAUAUGUUUAGGACUUUACAACUCACUGCUGAGAGUCAUCCACUUGAUGUAGUGGGAAAUCAAUGAUCUCAGAAAUGCACUGAGCUUCACUGGGUACUUUAUUAGAAAAGCUGAGUUAUACUUGCUGUAUGUUCGUGCUCCCAAACCAUAUGUGAGUUUGCAGUGAAGACUAGGUUCAGGCCUGUAACCAUUAUCCUGAUUUUUCCUAAUCUUAUGUUGAUAUAAAUUCUUGACAAAAUAAUAAAUGCCCGCUAACGCAAUGUGUGUACAAGCAGUGUUAAAUUACAGUGCCUGUGAGAUGAAGGCUGUUACGUAUUUCUAAUUUGCUUAAUUUAAGACUGAAAAUUUUAAUGCUUGUGCUUUUAGAAACUUGUUCUGGAAGUGCAGUAGAGUUACAUCUGGGACAAAGGUCUAAAAGGUUCCAUCCAGUUUGGGUGCUUCAUAAGAUUUGCCACCUGAAGAAAUUCUGGUAAUUGACACCAGUAGUAUUACAAGUGGUGGCUUAUGUGAGGCUACUGUGCCGUGCAGGCGUGUGCUUCUGGGAAAUUGGGCAUUUUUUUUCCCUCCCAGGACUAGGAAAGGAGGAUGAAGAAAAGGCCUACUGCUUUGCCCAAGAAGGGCAGAACAGCAGGUAAUUUGUCUCUAGAAUCUGGCAGAAUUCCCCUAGUGCAUGUUUCCUUGUCUUCUUCAGAGCACUUCUCAGUGCUCAUGCUGUUUUUGGUAGGAUCAUCACUCUCCCCUUCACCUUAGUUGGAGCACCAUGCAGGGAGGGAAGUAUCUGCUUGAAUGUUCAGAGAAGGAUGGAAAGGAAGGGGUGGGAGCCAGUCAGCUUGAGGAAUGGCCACUCAUUUGUUUCCAUUUAUGCUAAGUAUUUAUAGCCCUUCUUAUGUGACCUGUGUACUCAUUUUGCAUUAGAGGAUUGGACAAAAGCAUCGAGCAGUUCUUGGAAGAAGGGUAAGAGGAUCUUAUCAGCUCAGCAAAAUUUAACUUGCUAGGUGUACAAGCUGCCCAAGAUGAAAGUAUGCUCUUCUUUAGGAACAUUAUAUGGAAUAAGAGUCCUGAUGACUCUUUCAUAAGAGAGCUUUUGGCUUGCUCUAUUAAAUAAUUAAAUCUCUCUUCCUGGAGAGGCUUUUCAUCUGUGCCAGCAAAAUGCUUCUGGCUUCUUGUAAGAAGACCGUGAGACUGGGUUCCAGUACGGCGAGGCACGGUUGCUGGUUUUAUAUGGACACAAUUUCUAGAAAUUUAAUUAUAAUCUUUCUAAGAUUAGAAUCUAAAUUUAUUUUACUUUUGGCUAAAAGGGCUUGACAUUUAAUAGGCUGUCUUCAAACUCGUUAACCUUGAUUUCUGUGGUAACCAAAACCAUUGCAUAGUUUUCUUCAGGGAUUCAUUGUACUAAAUAUUUUCAAUUCUAGUGUAAAGUAAUAAGAUCUUAAAGUUGUUCUGAAACCCUGAAUUAUGGGUGUGGACUGGAGACUUGAAGUCUCAGAGGUUUGCAAUCUCUGAGCUUCCAGAGAGCUACCUGGCAGCAAGGAAGGUUUUGUGCAAGUACCUGUAUGCAUUAGUGUCUGCAAAGAACCACUUCAUGUUCCAACAGUCGCACCUUGACUUGCUUUCUAGUUGCAUCUUGCAGCUCAACAUAAACACCAUGGAUAUUACACCUUCUCACAUAGAGAGAUGUAAGAGAGUGAAAAACAGUCUUUGAAGAAUAAAAAAACAAUGGGGUUUAGAGAGCCUGAUGGGUCUUCAUUGUCAUCACAGAAGAUCAAAGAAAACCAUGGAGCUGCUCUUUCUACUCAGAAUUGGAAAUAACAUUCUUAAUUACAGAAGUGAGCAGGUCUGACAGAGUUUUUUCUUCAAAGGGAGGAAUGCUAUGCUUCAUCUUUCAGCCUUUGCACUCUUUGCAGCAUAGCAUUUUUGAAAAAUUACACCUGUCCUCUAAUGGAAGACUUGUAUUUAAAGUUUUCCCAGGCCAGUCUUAUCUCAGCUGGAUAUACUCAGCAUCACGUUGUGUCACCCAUUUCAGCAAGGUGAUCAUAGUGAGCACUCUACUAAAUAGAGAAGAAGAAAAUGUCACCAGGGUGAUGAAGAUUAAUAAUGUGGAGGUGCUGGAAGUUUACUUACUAUAUUGCAAGCUCUUUUUUCUGCUUUUCCACUAGAGAAAUCAGUAUUUGUCUAUCAGCUUUCUGGCUUAAGUGAUGCUCUCAGGGUCCCUAUUUUCCACCAACAACUACAAAAAAUGUGUCUCCACUUAUGAAGCCCUUUUGUGGCUUGUUCCAGUGUAGUCUUAACCUCCUGUGUCCUUGUUUUUAAGCAGUUAACUUUUGUUACCAUUACACCUUGUGUUAGGACUUCAACAUCUUACGUCAGUCAUGGGGGGUGUUUUUGUUUUGGUUUGGUUUUUUUGGGGUUUUUUUGUUUGGUUUUUUUUCUGGGUUUUUUUGUUUGGUUGGUUGGUUUUUGGGUUUUUUUACUCUUUUUUUUAAACCUGUUUGUUCUGGUCUGCAAAUGUGUCUUUCUCACUUAACCAUUUAAAAGCAGAGGCUGUUUUUUCCAUAAUGUAUUUUCCAAUCUUUGACUCGCUAGGGUCAUGAUCUCACACAGGGUUCUGUGUGAGUCAGUCAUGCAUUAUAUGGGGUCAGUGUUCUGGAUGCAUUGUUUAAAGCUAUUUCUGUGCUUAUUUUAAACAGUGUGGUCCCUUUCUGUGGUUCACCAACUUUUGUGGCCAUCUGGUUGGUCAGCCAGAGGCUGUGAAAUGGUGGCUAGAAGGGACGACACGUGUUUUGGUCUUGAGAAGGCCUUGGUUGUGCUGACUGGUGUUACUCCUUUCAAAAGGGACAGUUCAUACUGAGUCUCUGCUGUGAGGAAAGGAAGUGGAGGGAAGAGUAAGUAAGGUGGAGAUGUGAGAGGGCACAAAGCAUAUUGGUGUCAUUUGAGAUGACUGCUGAAAUAUGGUAGAGAUUUGAAGGAAACCUGGCACUGGAGGAAAAAUGGAUGGAACUUGAGGAGGAAUGGAAAGUUGACAUUGGUAUGGAGAUGUGUUGGGUGGCAUGUUUCAGGGUGAUGUGAAGUCUUUUACAUGACCUUUUGUUUGGGACUUUUGUGUUCAUAAGACUAAAAUAAUAUUAUUCCCCUUUUGGUUUUGUGUCCGAAGUGCAAGUGCUCAGCAUAGCAAACGUCUGCAGGCUUCACGUCAGAGCCUUUUAUGCCACAUGCAUCAGCGAUAGGAUGAAACACCUCACUGACAGCUGAACUGCUCCUCCCCUGGCUCUCUGAGGUGGCAGGGAUGGACUGGUGUCAUCAUUUCAGUCAGUCAGGGCUGCAGUGAAGGUACUGCUAGCAUGUAGGUCUGUGAAGGUGAGGGAUGGUACUGUACCUUGAAGUUUGAGUGUGGGGCAUUUUUUUGUUUGGUUUUGCUAUGAUUUUGAGAUAAAAGUGAAUAAGAAUACUAUAGGAAAUAGUUUGUAGUCUCUGGCAUUAAUAAAGAGACAUCUCUGCUUGUUAUUAAACAUACAGAGAAGCUGUGUCUGAGGCCUUUAUAAUGAGCAUAUUUAUAAAAAAAAAGAAGCUUGAAGUUCCAGCUUAUCUGCCCAACUUCAAAAUAUGAUUGAGAGCAUUGACAAAUGCACAUGUGUGGAUGGGUAACUGCUUGCUUACUAAUCACAAUUGGGGCAAUCCAAGAAAUGUCCUCGUGCUGCACAAAAUAAAACUAAGUUUGUUCACACUGAGUGCCAACUCCAAGGCAUUUGUGACUUCCAGAGAAAAGUUUAUGCAGCAAACACUUGGACCGUGUUUUAUUUUCCUCCAUAAAUGAUGAUGAUAAGUGAUGAGUUUGCCACCAAUUGGCAGACUUCCCAUAUACUUGCUAGGAAAGGAAAGAGCUCAGCAAAUAGCUAUUGUGAAAUCAAAGGUUGUUUUCAAAAGAAAAAGAAAAUAACGCUAGAUAAAUUUAUUUGGGAAGGAAAACUGGAAUGUAGAAAAAUUAGUGGAAGAAAAAAUUAUCCCCUUAUCUUUUAAAUUGUGUGAAUGUCAGGAGUACCAUCCAAAAACUGUAAGAUUUUGUUUUAUGUAAACAUAACCAUGGGAUGGUUUAACUUACUUCUAAAAGUCUAAUGAAUGCAUCAAGCCAAGUAAAAUAUUCAUUAGAGUAAUUGGUUCAGUUCAACCUCUCAAGGCUACAGCUUGGAAAUAUACACACUAUUGCCUUUAGAAAUGCAGCAUGUUGAUUCACCAGCCAUUUUUGCUCAACUCAUUUUCAUUCCAUAUGCUUACUAUACUUUGCAAAAUCUAAUUAAGUAACUGAGGUAGCAGUUUGCAAGCAAUAUUUGAUACAUUUUUAAGUCAAAGGUUAAGUGGUAUCCAGAGCAAAACCUGUUCGGUUGCAAGAGGCAUCAAAAAUUUUUAAGAUAUUCUUGUAUUAAAAUAAUUGGAUAUGGAAGUAUUUACACAAGUAAUAAUAAUAUAGGAAAAAGUUAUUUGUUCCAAAAUAGUAAUCUGUUUGUUAAUUCUCUUAGAUAUGCCUAAAUGAAGUGUAUAAUUCAUUAAUGUGCUAGCUAGACAGUUUUCACUGUAGGAAGCUAGUUUUAGUGUCAUAUGAUGAAUUCAUCAUACCCUCAUAGGUUUUCCUCUCUCCUCCCCUCUGUGAUGGGCAUCUGCCUCUGACCAUAUGGUUUUGGAAAAUUUUAAUUGAAAUUCUUCUGUAAAGGAGCUGAGCUAGAGAAAGCCUAACUUGCUUAUAAUUGCUAAAAAUGUUGUAGAGACCUUCUGUUUCCAUGCGGAGGAGCAGGAACUUGAAGCUUAGCACAAGCGGGUAGCUUGUGCCAGGGACAGGCUUUUGCUUUCGAUGAAAGUCUGCCGAAUAUUGGCCAACUUGUGUACCUUUCACAAUUUCUUCAUUUCCAACAGAGACUUGCUGGAGUCUCUUGUGACUGUGUCCUCAUGAAACCUGUGUUCUCUGGGAUCUGAUGAUUCUCUUGUGACUGUGUCCUUAUGAAACCUCUCUUGGCUUCUCUUGCUGGCGCAUCUAUAGAUGGCUCUAUCCUGUCACAGGUCCAGUGCAUGGUCCAGGUGCUCGUGUGCCAUCACCACGGGUGGCAGGGCAGGCUGGUGGAGCUCUGCAUCGUCCUCAGUUGGAGUUUUAGCCAUCUGCCAUUGCCAAAUGUGGGUUCUUGUGAAUGACCACUGACUCUAAAUGUUAGUCCGGCUGUGCAUUCUCCAUAUCUUCCUGACCCAGCAUAUCCUCACGAUGUUUAAAAGCGAGUGUAAAAAUUGCCAUAGACAUUGGCACUCUUUUGGCUGAUCUGCAAAGCCAAGCACAGAGGUUUAGUGAGUAUUGAUUCUGUUGCUGAGACAAAUAGGUGUUUCUUGAAAUUCACCUUUGCAGCUGUUUGUGGGUUCUUCAACUACUGCUGCUACUAUGAUGCUUUAAAAAAGAAAGCAACUCCUGGAAUCAACACCCUGCUGCAAUGGUGUGUUGAGAGUGUGCUGCCAGGGCAGUCCUUGCUGGGGCUGUGGGUGAAUGCCCUUGGAGCCAGCAGCUCUGUGGGAGGAGGCAGAGGCUGGCUGCGGGGAAGCCAUGCUGGAGCUGAACAGGGUGAAGCAGCGAGGGCUCGGGGAGCUGCUGGGCAGAGGGGGGACACACAUGUAGGCUUAGCAGCUUGCAUGGGAGGGAGCCAAAACUGAGAGUCCCAUAGCAACUGAAGCCUGGUUAAUUCCUGUUUCAGGUUUUUUUGGUCAUUUUUUCAAGUGUCAUAUGUGCCUUGAUGGUUUGUGAGUGGGGAUUAGAUUAAAAUAAUUAUUUGAGUCUCUUUGACUUUAUUUUCCUUUGUGUUUGUGCAUCUUUUCUUUUGCUCUAGCAAAUGUGAGCAUUCCCAAUAAUCAGAGGACGAGGGUAAAGACUUUUAUUGGUCUUAUUCCCCUGUUGCUACCUUUGGCAAAAUAACAACAUUUUGGAUCUGAUCAUGUAAUCAUUGUGCAUCUUUUUCACAUGCCUCUUGAACUCUACCAAUUAAGUUUUUAACCCCUGUAUAACUGCCUCUCAUGCCUUUUUUCAUUAAGUACAUAGUUUUAUGGUUUCAAGCAAUAUGGCUGAGAAACUUGGAAUAUUCCACAGUAUUGUAAAGAAACACAUUUUAUAAAAACUGAUGAGCUUCUUAGAUGAUGUAAUCUAAAAAGAAAGACUUAAUAAAACAGGCUUCUUUUAUCAAAACACAAAACUUAAUGUUGACUGAAUAUUGAAUCAAAGAAUAAAAUGUCACCAUUCCUGCAUUUUUUUUUAUUUCUAGCCAUAUAUAGGUUUGAGAAUAUUAUUCUUACAGCCAUGAAGUCGGCUUCCAGCACAGAGCAACUCUUUAUGAGCAAUUUUCACUGGCAGAUUAAGAAAGUUGUGACAUAGCUAUUUACAUAUUGCCAGUAAAUAUGGUCUUGCACUGUUACCACAUUGAGAUCUUGUUCCAUUAAUAAAAUUUUACAUAGUAUCAAAUAUAAUUUUUUGUACCUAAGUAAGUACAAUAGCUAGAAAGUGUUUAUAGACAGCCUUUAAUAUCAUGCUCUUGGACUGUGCCUGAUACUGUAUGGUGCUGGUGAUAAGAGUAAAGAAUUAGGAAAAAUGCCAGUGUGGGCACAGUGGAAUUCAUUAUUGCUGUGGGGUUCAAGAUCUUGCUAGUGUAAUGUUUAUGGAUAUGGUUUAUGUGUAACUUAGUGAAACGUCUUAAAAAUGCAUUGUAGUUUGUGUAUGCAUAAUGCUGUAGCAUUAUGAUAUUUCUGUAAUAUCAGUCAUGAAAAAUGUAUUGUAUCUCACAAGGGAGAGCUGGUGCCACAACUGUUUUUUCUGAUAGUCAGGCUGUGUAUUUUCGUCUUGUCACUGAUGUUUGAAAACCUUUUGGUCAGUGUAGAGCUUAGGUGAUUUUAUGAACCAUGUGGGAACAGGAAACAUCUGAAGAGUUUUUUUCUGUUUGUGCUAAACAGUGAGGAUUAAUUGAAGUGUACUACCAAGGAAGACUAAACAAGUGUCUGUAUCUUUUUUUCAUGAUUUUUCAUAUUUACCUGAUGUUGUAAAUCUCCCAGCAUCUUUCAAGUACACAGUGUUCUCUUGGAUCAUAACAUUCCUUUGUUCUGUGGACUUAUUUAUAGAAUAAGCAUAAGUAAGCGUGUAGGACUUGGUUUUGUUAGUACCCCAUGCAUCUAAGUAGUCUUUGCUCAUGAUAAGUUUUUCCCAAACAAUAUAAAUUGUUUUGCAUAAUGGCAAAAAUUUCCUUGGCAUUUGCACCCUAGCCUCGUGAAAGCUUAGUUAGGACUUUAUGUGCCAAUGCAUGCAGAAGCCUUCUGAUCAUCUGAGUGUCCACCCACGGGUAAAUGUAAAGGACAGAGGGGGUCCUGUUGGCUUCUGUAGGGCUGCUGUGCACUGAAAGCAUGUGCAUAUUGCCUUGCUGGUCUGAGGUCCACGUUGUAGCCUGUGCAGUAAUGCACAAAAGCUGAGAUCUGCUCUGCAUGGUGCUGGCAAUGGGUACAUUCAAAACAAGAAUUCCUACUGGCUGCACAAACAUCUUCGUUUUAUUGUCUCCUUAGAACAGACCUAGCAAACUACGAGUGGUCAGCCUCUCAAAGGGCACACCUACAUAGAUCCUGCUUUUCAGAGAUGGAGGCAAACCCCCUCAUAGGUGAAUCACUCAGCAGAACAACACCACCACCACAAAAACCCAGCCAGGGAUUUUAUGGCGACGCAGCCGGACAAACAGCAGUCCCAGACGUUGAUGCUGCAGGCUGCAAGGUGUGCUCGGCCGGGCUGCAUUUCCGCGGGUGCCUCGGCAGCCCUGUGCUCGGCGAAGGGCUAUAAUUAGAUUAGCAGCCUGCUCAGCAGCGGUGCCAGCCUGCGAGCCUCAGCGAGCAUGUGCUGGAUUCUGCAUGUGCCUCCCGCUUAUUGGCGGCCGGGGUUGCUGCCUGCCGGUUUGAUAGGUUUCCCCAGUAAUCUUUAUGCUGCAUUACAGACAUAGAUACAGAGGUACUGCGUGCAUGCAACGGGAGAGGUGCUCAGCUUGUAGCGUAAAAGAAAGCCCACAGAUGAAAGGCACUGGUCUUUGUUGCAAAGCAUCAGUACUUAAGGACUGCUAGCUGGGAGCAGAGAGAAUACUCUGGAGCAUUACAUUCCCCUGUUUGGAGUGUGGACAAGAGUUUGGCAUUCUGCUUUUACAGAUCGCUGCCGCUCGCUCGUGGAGCGCAGAGGGGACGGCGAGACUCCCACAUCUUUCAGCGAGAAGAAAGGAGCCAGCGGAGCAGACUAACACGGACUUGUGUCGGGUGCCCUUGCCCUACAAAGGCUGCCUUUAAAAGAGAAACGCAGUGCUAUUUAAUGAGCUGUGAGAUGAGGCACUGCUGCUAACGCUCAGAUCCCAGGAUUCAUCGGCUAUUCAUUGUGCUUAAUGUACAUGUUUCUGCACCGUGCAUUUAGGAGAUCCCAGAGAAGAAUCCAAAACGGCUGCGGGGGAAAGACCACCAAACAUGCCUACAGAAACAUUACCGACAGGUAGCAUGGUGAAGCCGGUCAGCCCUGCCGUGACUUUCACAUCUGCCGUUCCUCUCCGCAUCCUGAACAAAGGACCUGACUAUUUUCGCAGGCAGGCGGAGCCUAAUCCAAAAAGACUGAGUGCAGUGGAGAGGCUCGAAGCCGACAAGGCGAAAUACGUCAAGAGCCAGGAGGUCAUCAAUGCCAAGCAGGAGCCUGUGAAGCCAGCGGUGCUGGCGAAGCCGCCGGUCUGUCCUGCAGCCAAGCGAGCACUGGGGAGCCCCACCUUGAAAGUCUUCAGCAACAAUGCAAAGACUGAGAGUGGAGUCCAGAGAGAAAAUCUGAAACUUGAGAUUUUGAAGAACAUCAUCAACAGCUCUGAAGGCUCCAGCUCAGGUUCAGGGCAUAAGCACGGUCCCCGAAAUUGGCCACCCCACAGGGCCGAUUCGACAGAGCUGAACCGACACUCGUUCGCCGAAUCCUUGAAGGUUUACCCCACGCAGGGCCGGAGCAGCCCACAGGAGAGCAGCUCCAAUGUCAGCAGAAGGCUCCUAGAUCAGUCAGCAGAGACUUUCUUGCAUGUCUCUCACAGCUCUUCAGACAUUAGGAAAGUAACUAGUGCAAAGCCCUUAAAAGCAAUACCCUGCAGUAGUUCAGCCCCACCUCUGCCUCCAAAGCCCAAAAUCGCUGCCAUUGCCACCCUGAAAUCUCCAGAGAUUGAGGCAGUGGAGUCUGGAUGCGGAGUUAGUAGAAGACCCUCCCUACAGCGAUCAAAAUCAGACUUAAGCGACAGAUACUUUCGCGUUGACGCAGAUGUUGAACGAUUCUUUAACUACUGCGGACUGGAUCCUGAAGAGCUUGAAAACCUUGGGAUGGAAAACUUUGCAAGGGCUAACUCUGAUAUUAUAUCCCUCAACUUUCGCAGUGCAAGCAUGAUUAGCUCAGACUGUGAACAGUCUCAGGACAGCAACAGUGACCUUAGAAAUGAUGACAGUGCCAAUGACCGUGUGCCAUACGGCAUUUCUGCCAUUGAAAGGAAUGCCAGAAUCAUCAAGUGGUUAUAUAGCAUCAAGCAAGCUAGAGAGUCACAGAAAGUGUCCCAUGUGUGAGAGAGAAAUCCACCAUAGAAAAAAGCAAGGACUGUAUCUUUGUCUGUGAAUAUUCAGUUUGUGAAGGGUUGUGAAGUCUACUUGAAGUCUUGUACCCUUCUCAAAUCUCUUUGUGUUGCUUGUUGUGCAAUGUUUCCAAGUUGCAUGCCUGUCAACAUGUGAGCUGACCUGGCUUCCACUUGAACAGUAACUAACUACAAAGCCUGGCUGAGCAUACACAUUAUCUGCCAAAAGUUUAAGACAAGAAUCUGAUUAGGGCUUCAGUAUAAUCAAAGUGUUUACAUGGAAAGGUUAUAUGACUUCUUUGGUAUUUAUGUGGUUCCUCGUGGAUUUUAUAUAUGUCACUUUUUGUCUUAAUACAGAUAUCGUCAACUGAUGUUACUCGUUUCCAAGUUGAAACAGAAUCCCUUUGGGGGGAAGAAAAGUGGAAUUGGCCGAAAUAUGAGGUUUAGGCAUACAAUGAUAGGCAAAGCAGCCUUAUCUCUUGUAAAAAGUGCAUUAUUGGCACACGAAAGCUGUUUCUAAAAGGCAAAGAAUGCUAUGUUCUUAAAUUAUGUAUCGUUGUUAAACUAUAUAUCCCUACUUGUAGUAAGGCACUGUUCAGUAAAAGUUUAUUUUUCCUAGGUAAGCUCCCUCUGUUUUACAGCAGAAGUAGUCUAGUGAAUCUGCUUGACCUCUCAUAAACUAAAUGAGUCUUGCAUUUGGGUUGGUGUAAGCAUUUUAAUGAUUUUGUAUUAUACCAGUUGGAAAAGCUUAAAGAAGGUUGGACUCAACAGAUGGAAAUGGCGCAGGUGCCAUUUUGUGGGUUUGAUUUUUAUGCAAAGAUUCCUGGUCUUAAACUUUUGACGGGAAUAAUUAGAUCCUAUAGCUGAUAUUGAAUGCCUUUAUUAGUCAAAACACAUCAUGACUACAAACUCCAUGCUGUCUUAAUUUUUUUUGUAGACCUAUUUGAAGAGUUAAUGAACAAAAAUGGAAACACACAGCCAUAUCAAUAUAACGCCUCCUAUUCAGAAGUAAAUACACUCAGUAGCUGAAGUAUAUCUGAAAAAAUGUGAUUAUGUUGUCUUGCAUAUGUUAUAUCUAAGGCUGUGAAAGUUUGUUCCAGCUCUAGGAAAGUGUAGAAACAUGACAGUAUGUAGCUUUUCUUUUCUCUUUUUUUUUUUUUUCCUCUUAAGACGGUUAGUGCUGCGAAUCAGCCUGUUACAAAUCUUUCAACAAUCUGUCUUCCCAGUGGUUUAAUUAACUGUCAUUUCAGCUGACAGUGGUGGUGUGGUAGUGGAGAAGUUGAAAGUACAGUGGUCUCCCUCAUUGUAUUCAUGCUUUGAAGUAAAUUGCAGCACUACCUUAUACUACAUCAGCUAAUAGGAAACUUUUUUAUUGUGUAAAUGCUGUAAGACUUUGUAUAUACUUCAGUUGUUACAAAAUCUUUAAAAGGAAGAGUGUUAUGCUAAUAAAUAGCUCCUGGUGCAGGUAUGGUAGGGUUUUUCUGUUCUUAUUUUCACCCCUCCCAUUCUUAAAACUGUAUCAGGAACUCAAUUGCAGUGUGUUUUAGUGCUGUAGAAGGUCUUGGUUAAACAAUAGUUCCAGUAAAAGGUUUCUUUUACUAAAGUGCUUUUCAGAAUAUAAUUUUUUAUAAAAUAACUAUAGCAGCAUGAUCUGUCUGAAGAACUAGAAGAGAUUUUCAAGACUCCUAAAAUAGCUUGCUUCUUCCUUACCUAGCAAUGUUACUGUUCCUGUUUAUAGCAUCUGUUCGUAAUGAAUCACCGCAGUCUUCUGAAUUAUUCUUCAGUAGUGCUUAUUUAUAUAUUUGAAUAUUAAAGAUGUUUUACAAAGUCGGGUUCUCUCUUUUCUCUGAGAAGCCUGUAGCCCAACUUAUAACAGACAGCUACAGUUAAUGCAGGCAAGACUGGAAGCGGAGCCAUGCAGUCAUUUGUUUCCUAUGGAAUUAUCCUACAUCCAGUUUUAUAUAAUUGUUCUCUAAAUGUUUGUUUAUGGAGGUAGGGAAGCACACAUUCAGUUUCAGCACACAUUCAGCUUCAGGAGGCUACUCUGUGAUUUUUACAGUUGACUUCACAACCUAAGACUUACAACAUUCCUAGCUCAG